UAUCAAUAGCGCUCUUGAGUGUCCAGUGUCACUCACUAUUUACUCUCAUCAAGGCAACUAGUAUCAAGAGUCUUUAAUCCGAGAAACGUCAAGGUCAACAGCAAUCCCCAAAAAGAUGUCGGCAGCAUCAUUUGCAGCACUGCGCAGAAGCCAAGGUGACGAGCUAGCCAAGCUCGCCGAGGACCACUUCAAGCAUGAUCUGAACGAAGAAGAUCGCGACCUAGUCCGAAAAGCCGCCUCGAAAUUCUCGACUCACGCCCUCAUUGGGUCGCUCGCUGGCAUUGCUUUUGGUGGCUACCUCGCAUUUCGUGUCCGGGCCAACCGGACCAAGAUGUACCAGGCCUUCCGUGCAAGAGAGAAGCCUGUGGCAGUGCGCUUUGCCGAUGGGAGGGAGGAAGCUAUCCCUGAUGUCACUCCGCUGCUGAAGCCGACGCCUGUGGGCGACAUCGCCGCGUAUACCUUUUUUGGACUUGGAGGGUUGUUUGUUGGUGGUGAAUUGGGUCUACUGACGGGGAGUUGGUCGGCGAGGAGAACGAUCAGUAAUGACCCUACCACCAAGGCUCGUCUAGAAAAGGCGUUCAAGUCAUUCAGAGCAGAUGUGCUACGAAAACAAAUUGACGAGCUUGAAAGAGGUAACAAGGAGACUCUUCUGGAGGAAGGUUUCUAGGCAUACUCUGGUUAACACAGUGUAUCAUUUUGGAUCUCGGAUCUAUAUCCAUUGGUAUGCGAUUUCAUAUCCCACGAUCAUCUGGAGAUGAGGAACAGCUCAUCAACAUAAAAGCCCGUUAUUCCGACCUAGAUCUCAGUCACAUCGUGGACCUAGUUUUCGAAGUCAAAGAUAUCUUCAUCUUCAUCUUCA
This is a messenger RNA of Exophiala mesophila, 859 nucleotides long. RefSeq lists its product as uncharacterized. Bases 116 to 667 code for a protein of 183 amino acids. The transcript has 2 exons. The record is from RefSeq and is a predicted model, not a curated record. Lineage: Eukaryota; Fungi; Ascomycota; Eurotiomycetes; Chaetothyriales; Herpotrichiellaceae.